AUGUCCAACCUUGGCACUGUUCCUAGGACGGCUCCCAUUGCCAUUGCGCCUAAACCUUCUCAGCUCUUUUCUAGUCGCCAUCCUAUCAACGACGUAUCUCUGAAUAGUAUGAACAGUAAUGAUUCAACCGAUUCGGAUUCUGCUGUAAGUGCAAACUCAACGCCUUGUGAAUCUUGUCUAAGAAGGCGACUCAAGUGCGUUGUUGGAGAUGACGACGAUAGCUGCGCAUCUUGCCAAGUCCGGGGGAUCCCAUGUUCUUUAAAUCAGAGCCCUCAGCCUCGCAAAAGAAAGCUAGCGCGUGACUCGAACGAAGAGAGCAACGGGAAGAGAGGAAGACUGCGGCAACGUCAAGCUAGCUUGUCAAGUACAACUGCAAGCACUUCCUUAAUCGAGGAGAUGGCUAAUUUUGGCGGUCCAACUUUACUCAAGCGCACGCUCGGUCUCCAGGAAGACCGGUACAGCCAGUACAUAGGUCCGACCACUGACUUUGAGCCGUCCUUGAUCAACCUCUCUCCAUUCGACCCUCAAGAUGAGAGCCUUCUCGCUCGAGGUACUCUUAGGAAAGUUAGCGAUAAUGACAUCUUUUUGAUGUUGCCUGAUAGUGCGACCCCUGGUCACGAGCGUCAAUACGACGAUAUCGACGAACUCCAGCGACUUGUGACUCCCUACGGCCGCAAGUUGAUUGAUCUUUAUUUCGAAGUUGUACAUCCCGCAUUUCCCAUCGUCCAGAAGAACGUCUUCUACGAGAAAUACGAUCGAAACUACCGGGACUUCUCACCGCCGCUGCUCGCUGCUGUUUACAUCCUUGCUAUUAACUGGUGGGAUUACUCGGAGGAGCUAUCCAAAUCCCAGCGACCAAACGUGCGAGAAAUUGAGAGGAUAAUACGAUCUUCUUUGGCUGAUGCUAUGUGGCGCCCGAAGCUCUCUACCGUGCAAGCCGGACUUUUACUCUCGCAACGACCCGAGGGCGACCAAUGGGCCCCGACCGCCCAGAUUGUGGCGAUCGCUCAAGAACUCGGCCUCCACCUAGAUUGUACACACUGGAAGAUACCGCCUUGGGAGAAGGGACUUAGGAAAAGACUUGCUUGGGCUUUGUAUAUGCAAGAUAAAUGGGGAGCUCUUGUUCAUGGACGGCCGUCACAUAUCUUCAGUUCUAACUGGGUUGUGCAGCCUCUAGCAUCAAAUGAUUUUCCAGAGACAGAAUUAGACGAACAGAAUGAAGAGGAAAAGAUGGAUAUAGAACGAGGUCGAACGUUGUUUGUUCAAAUGAUCUAUCUUACGCAGGUGCUAGCCGAGAUCCUCGAGACCUUCUACACGCUUGAGGCUAUGCAGAACGUUACCGAUGCCGGACCGCAAGGCACUCACCUUGUUCUGGGCCUGGCGAAACCCAUACAGCUUAAGCUCAAAGAGUGGUAUGCUGCGCUCCCAGGCAUAAUCCGUAUGGAUUCUUCUUUCCAGUCUAGUACCGUUGCCCCCGCCGUCGCAUCCACGCGGUUGUCGAGCAUCGGAUAUCUGCACUUGGCUUACUUCGCAACGGAAAUCACCCUCCAUCGCCGGAUUAUCCGGUCUUUAGAGACGGAUUCGCAGGCUGUUGACCCUUACGUCCAACACAUUUGCCGUAGCGCUGCGAAAGCUCGUCUGAUAUCCGCUAUGGACUUUGUUAAUCGGCUGACGCCUCAACAUCUCCGAUCCUUCUGGUACUUUGCCUCAAAGACCAAUUUUGCUUUAAUUGGCACCUUUGGGUCACUUCUCUGGGCCACCUCUCCAGGUCGCGAAGAGGCGGACUGGUACCGACGCAGACUUGGAGAGUAUCGCUGGACGCUAAGCGUUAGCAGUAAGCCCGGCGAAUCAAAAGGUCUCACCGAAUUUGCGAUGGGCAUGCUUGAUAUAUCGACCGGACUGCUGAAAAAACUCCCCGAGAAACCGGAACUGAGCCGCAGCGGAAGCGCUAUCGAAUUCGAAGCCGGCAGGCGUCAAAGCAUCUUCUCUAUGGGUAUGGGUAUGGGUAUCACUCUAGGAGAGCAAUAUAGCAGCAUGGCCAGCGCCGACAUUAGCAACAUCCAGAGUUCCGAAAGUCAAAUCGAUAGUAGCGACGAGGAUUAUGAUACGUUUGCCCCAAUGGCUGGGCUGGCUGGCAUGGGUGACUGA
Molecule: messenger RNA, 2148 nt
Organism: Daldinia loculata
Lineage: Eukaryota; Fungi; Ascomycota; Sordariomycetes; Xylariales; Hypoxylaceae
Product: fungal-specific transcription factor domain-containing protein
Exons: 2
Coding region: 1-2148 (715 amino acids)
Biological process (GO): DNA-templated transcription
Cellular component (GO): nucleus
Molecular function (GO): DNA-binding transcription factor activity, RNA polymerase II-specific; DNA binding; zinc ion binding
Source: RefSeq, a predicted model, not a curated record